AUAUACACCAUCCAUACCCAUUCUUUCGUCUAGAUCUCCGCGCAUACAAUCUCUCUGAACCCAUUAUAGUAUUAUUCUCUCUGCACACCAGUAAAUAUGUUGGUUUAUCAAGAUUUACUUACCGGUGAUGAGCUUCUUUCGGACUCUUUCCCGUACAAGGAAAUUGAAAAUGGGUGCCUAUGGGAAGUUGAGGGAAAGUGGGUUGUGCAAGGAGCAGUUGAUGUGGACAUUGGUGCCAACCCUUCUGCUGAGGGCGGUGGUGAUGAUGAAGGUGUUGAUGAUCAAGCUCAAAAGGUGGUUGAUAUUGUAGACACCUUUAGACUCCAGGAGCAACCUCCAUUUGACAAGAAGCAGUUUGUUGCUUUUAUAAAGAAGUACAUUAAAACUUUGACACCCAAGUUGGAAGCUGAUAAUCAAGAGGAAUUCAAAAAGGGUAUUGAAGGAGCAACCAAAUACUUGCUUGGGAAGAUCAAGGACCUCCAAUUUUUUGUUGGAGAGAGCAUGCACGAUGACGGUAGCUUGGUGUUUGCUUACUACAAAGAUGGAGCAACUGAUCCAACCUUUUUAUACUUUGCCCAUGGUUUGAAGGAGAUUAAGUGUUAAAAAAGGACCAGCUUUCUUAUUGGAGGUGCUUGUUGUAGUUCUAGUUAUUUGUUUUCAUAAUUCUGGCUUCAAAUUUUGUACUGUCCCCAACACAGGUCUUAGAACUUUUUUCCGUAUUCAGUCUGGAUUUAACCAAAGAAAUUAUCUGAAUUUAGCGGCAGUUUUGGUUGUGCUAUAUGGUCUGCAUUCUUCUUAAUAUACUAUGCUCCAUUUGUUCUUUGAGUAA
Molecule: messenger RNA, 829 nt
Organism: Daucus carota subsp. sativus
Lineage: Eukaryota; Viridiplantae; Streptophyta; Magnoliopsida; Apiales; Apiaceae
Product: translationally-controlled tumor protein homolog
Exons: 5
Coding region: 97-603 (168 amino acids)
Cellular component (GO): cytoplasm
Molecular function (GO): calcium ion binding
Source: RefSeq, a predicted model, not a curated record